UGUUGUUGGUAGAAUAUUAAUUAUUAUUAAAAAAAUUUCUUACAAACAAAAAUCUUAUUUAUCCAAAUUCAGAAUUUUAUACACAUCACUCAUCUACCGCCGUAUUAAACACUAUGUUGAAGGGAAUCGAGGAUAAUGGAGGGAUCCAAAUCCUUUUUCCAUUGUUUCUGUCAUAUUUAUAUAAAACACUUAUGUGUGUGUGUCAGUUGAAUAGCAUAAAGAAAUUGAACCAAUCAUGGGUUUUGAGAACUUGUAACUUGUAAGAGGUACUAUCCCAGUGGAGCAAAUUGAUGGAGAGGGUUGAUAUUGAAUGUUCCAUGCAAGAUCUGCUCAAUUGUUAUACCUACUAGUUAGUGUACUGAUCUUGCUGAAAACAGAAGGCUUCAAUGUCGGAAUAACUUACGUUACGAAUGCCGUGGCAAAAGGAGCAGUUUGUUUGGAUGGGAGUCCACCAGCAUACCAUUUUGAUAAGGGAUUUGGAGCAGGAACUAACAACUGGUUGGUUCACAUUGAGGGAGGAGGAUGGUGCAACAAUGUCACCACUUGCCUUGCCCGUAAAAAUACCCGCUUAGGUUCUUCUAAGAAAAUGGUAACACAACUUUCUUUCUCAGGGCUCCUGAGCAACAAACCACAGUUUAAUCCAGAUUUUUAUAAUUGGAAUAGGAUCAAGGUGAGGUAUUGUGAUGGAGCAUCAUUUACUGGUGAUGUGGAAGCUGUUGAUCGAGCUACAAAUCUUCACUACAGAGGAGCAAGGAUUUUCCUUGCUGUUAUAGAGGAUCUAUUAGCAAAGGGAAUGAAGAACGCGGAAAAUGCAAUUCUCUCUGGAUGUUCAGCUGGUGGGUUGACUUCAAUAUUGCAUUGUGAUAGCUUCCGAGCUCUUGUACCCAUGGGUACCAAAGUAAAAUGCUUUUCGGACGCAGGAUAUUUUAUCAAUGCGAAGGAUGUUUCAGGUGCACUGCAUAUUGAAGGCGUCUAUAAUGAAGUGGUUAUGACACACGGAUCAGCAAAGAAUUUACCGGCAUCGUGCACUUCAAAAAUGAGACCAAGUUUGUGCUUUUUCCCACAAAACGUAGCACAAGGAAUCCAGACACCUCUUUUUAUGGUAAAUGCGGCCUAUGAUUCAUGGCAG
This is a messenger RNA of Ilex paraguariensis (yerba mate), 1129 nucleotides long. NCBI's taxonomy places the organism in Eukaryota, Viridiplantae, Streptophyta, Magnoliopsida, Aquifoliales, Aquifoliaceae. The record is from the annotation of a GenBank genome assembly.